Molecule: messenger RNA, 1357 nt
Organism: Etheostoma cragini (Arkansas darter)
Lineage: Eukaryota; Metazoa; Chordata; Actinopteri; Perciformes; Percidae
Gene: rer1
Product: retention in endoplasmic reticulum sorting receptor 1
Exons: 7
Coding region: 120-707 (195 amino acids)
Biological process (GO): protein retention in ER lumen; retrograde vesicle-mediated transport, Golgi to endoplasmic reticulum
Cellular component (GO): Golgi membrane
Source: RefSeq, a predicted model, not a curated record
UAUCCUGCCUGCCAUCAACUCGAAUCCUCGCGGAAGUACUGACGUGUUCAGUUUGCACGAAAAGUGGCUAGUGCAGCUAGCUAGGUAGAGCCGGGUAGUGACACAGCGGCCGUAUCAGAAUGUCAGAAGGGGACAGUGUUGGAGAAUCGAUCCAUGGGAAAUCAUCUGUAGUCGCUGCCUUUUUCACACGGAUUGGACAGGUCUAUCAGUCAUGGCUAGACAAGUCAACACCAUUCUAUGCAGUGCGAUGGGCAAGCACUCUACUACUUACUGCUGUCUACAUGAUCAGAGUGUACAUACUACAGGGUUGGUAUAUAGUAACAUAUGCUUUGGGAAUCUACCAUCUCAACCUGUUCAUUGCUUUUCUAUCGCCAAAAGUGGAUCCUUCACUGCUUGAUGAAGAUGAGGGCCCUUCCCUUCCUACCAAGCAGAAUGAGGAGUUCCGCCCUUUCAUCAGGAGGUUGCCUGAAUUCAAAUUCUGGCAUUCGGCAACAAAAGGCAUCGUCAUCGCCAUGAUUUGCACAUUUUUUGAAGCCUUCAAUGUGCCAGUGUUCUGGCCUAUACUUGUAAUGUACUUCAUCAUGCUCUUCUGCAUCACCAUGAAGAGGCAGAUCAAGCAUAUGGUCAAGUACAGAUACCUGCCCUUCACACAUGGGAAGAGAACAUACAAAGGCAAGGACGACACAGGGAAAACUUUUGCUAGUUAAAAUCUCCCACAUACCCUUCCCCUUCUUCUCGUUUUAAAUUAAUCGGUCACAGCUAGUGGGCAAUGAUAAGAGUCAGAGAUUUAUUUACUUUUUGUAAGCUGGACAGUAACAUGAAAACAUAACGUAAAAAAUUCAACUUUUGAUCCAUGGUUCAGUGUUGAGGAUAUGAACAGCUUAUGAGCUUUUUUGAGGACCCCAAUCCUCAUUUUAGGAUUGGUCUGCAUUUGUUCAGUAGUUUGGAGACUAAGUGCUGCCUUUUGCCUUUUUAACCCCAUGGGGUAAGUAUAAAGUCACCAUGAAAGAUCCACACUGAAAAAAGAGUUGCUGUGAAAUUUGUGAUUUUUGUUUAUUUUUUUCAGUGAUUCCAGUAUAUCUCCUUCUCCCUAGUUAAAUAAAUCUGCCAACUUUUGAUUAAUAUACUGGCACAUACUUUUUUGUAACAAUAUUGAAAGUCAGUGUAAAAAUAACAUGCUAAAAUGUGUAAGAUGAAAUCUGAAAGAAAACGCAACUGUUUCCGAGUUGAAUCAUUUCAUUUUUUGUGAUAAAUGUUUGCGACAGCUCUGGCUCACAAGUGUCUCAGGCAGUUAGCCUUUGUACAAAAUGGAGAAACUGAAAAAUUAGUUGCAUUUGACUUGAAUAUGUAUUCAUGA